AUGUUUGAAUGCAGUCGUAACUGUUUGCAUAGCGCAGACAAUGAAUGCUACUCACGGUCGUAUAUAUUUACAAUUUCUCGCAAGGAAACGUGCAUAGUUUCACGAUUAUCGGGGCCCGUAAAAAGAACUGAAUACGUUUCAGUUUUAAUGAGCAUGCCCUUUCAAGGUUGCGGAUGUGUUAGUGAUCCUACCGUGAUUGAGUGGGUCGCUAUUCGAUGGAUUCCUGUAGUUAUAAUUGUGUGCGCGAUCGGAUGGGGUUACUAUGCAUACGUCGUCGAAUUAUGUAUUAAUACAGUGGACAAUAACAUUCAGCGGGUGUUCUAUUUAUUUUUCUUUCACGUUUUCCUUAUUUUGUUCGGUGUUUCGUAUUAUCGCACGAUAUUCUCGCCUUUACGUCUACCCCCUUCGAUCGUGAGUGAAUUAUCGAGUUUUCAAGCAUUUUCAAUUAAUUACAGUUUAUUUACCAAGAGGAAUCUAGGGACAUGGCUUUCAUUUUUAAGGCAAUACGUUAUUGAACGUGUUUUGGACUUGAAUUUCGAAAUAUGUAAACUUUAA
Haemonchus placei is the source of this 555-nucleotide messenger RNA. NCBI's taxonomy places the organism in Eukaryota, Metazoa, Nematoda, Chromadorea, Rhabditida, Trichostrongylidae. The record is from the annotation of a GenBank genome assembly.